AGGCAUGGGCAGGAAGGAAAUGGGAGAGGGAGGUGUGGAAAACUUUGCUAACGAGGGAGGUCCCUGGUGACAGCCUCUCACGAAGAGCCCCUCUCUUGAUCAGCUUUGUCCCUCCAGGGUGCACAUCCUGGAGGAGGGUGAAGCGAGUUGGAGGUAUGUUUACCUUCAGCGAGUUUCUUUUGUUUUGAUGAGUGAGUCAUGUGAACGGUCUGGGAAGCCUCUUCGGUUGCUCUUGUGAUUGAGUUUUUCAAAUUGGUUUUGGAAGAGGUUGUGUGUGACGGGCCGGGAUCACCCCUCUCUGCGGCACCGACUGGAACCGUAGAAGGAAGGCUGUCUAGCCGUCCUCCGGAGGGCCGCGCUGGGCAUGGAUACCUUUCUCGGCGUCUGGAGGAGCACGUGCCAUAGUGUCAUCGACCAGUCACGAAGCUGCUAAGGCCGUCCCAGGGACGUGGGCGCCAGCAGAGGAAGGCGGCGUCGGGGGGCCACAUCGCCAUGCCUUUCGGCCUGAAGCUCCGCCGGACACGGCGCUACAACGUCCUGAGCAAGAACUGCUUUGUCACACGGAUCCGCCUUCUGGACAGCAAUGUGAUCGAGUGCACGCUGUCGGUGGAGAGCACCGGGCAGGAGUGCCUGGAGGCGGUGGCCCAGAGGCUGGAGUUGCGGGAGACGCACUACUUUGGCCUUUGGUUUCUCAGCAAGAGCCAGCAAGCACGAUGGGUGGAGCUGGAGAAACCUCUGAAGAAACAUCUGGACAAGUUUGCUAAUGAGCCUCUGCUUUUCUUCGGAGUCAUGUUCUAUGUGCCAAAUGUGUCGUGGCUGCAGCAAGAGGCCACAAGAUAUCAGUAUUACCUGCAAGUCAAAAAAGACGUGCUGGAAGGGCGGCUGCGGUGUACGUUGGAACAGGUGAUCCGGCUGGCCGGCUUGGCUGUGCAAGCUGAUUUUGGAGACUACAAUCAGUUUGAUUCUCAAGAUUUCCUCAGAGAAUAUGUGCUAUUUCCUAUGGAUUUGGCCCUGGAAGAGGCGGUUCUGGAGGAGCUCACACAGAAGGUAGCCCAGGAACACAAAGCCCACAGUGGAAUCCUGCCCGCGGAAGCUGAGCUCAUGUACAUCAACGAAGUGGAACGUUUGGAUGGAUUUGGACAGGAGAUCUUCUCUGUGAAGGACAAUCAUGGAAACAGUGUGCACCUGGGCAUUUUCUUCAUGGGGAUUUUCGUGAGAAACAGAAUCGGAAGACAAGCAGUAAUAUACAGGUGGAAUGAUAUCGGGAACAUCACUCACAACAAGUCUACUAUUCUAGUGGAGCUCAUCAACAAGGAAGAGACUGCCCUCUUUCACACGGACGAUAUUGAAAAUGCCAAGUACAUUUCUCGGUUGUUUGCUACACGGCACAAGUUUUACAAACAAAACAAAAUCUGCACUGAACAAUCAAAUUCUCCACCCCCCAUCAGACGCCAGCCCACCUGGAGCCGGUCCUCUCUGCCCCGACAGCAGCCGUACAUCUUGCCUCCCAUGCACGUCCAGUGUGGGGAACACUACUCGGAAACACACACUUCACAAGACAGCAUCGUCCAUGGGAACGAGGAAGCUUUAUAUCGCAACUCUCACAACAGCCUGGACUUGAACUAUUUAAACGGCACCGUCACCAACGGCAGCGUGUGCAGUGCGCACAGCAUCAACUCCCUCAGCUGCUCGCAGACGUUCGUCCAGGCCUCUCCUGUGUCCUCCAACCUCAGUAUUCCGGGGAGCGACAUCAUGCGGGCGGACUACAUCCCGAGCCACCGGCACAGCGCCAUCAUCGUGCCGUCUUACCGGCCGACCCCCGAUUACGAGACAGUCAUGCGACAGUUGAACAGGGGGGUCCUGCCCACGGACAGCCAGAGCCAGUCUCUGCGAAACCUCAACAUCAUCAACACGCACGCCUACAACCAGCCGGAGGAUCUGGUGUACAGCCAGCCCGAGAUGCGGGAGCGGCACCCCUACACCGUCCCCUACGGGCCCCAGGGCGGCUACGGUAACAAGCUCGUCAGUCCAUCCGACCCGAUGAACCCAAAAAACUGCACGGUGCCGAGCAAGCCGGGGGCCAGCGCCAUCUCCCACACGGUGAGCACCCCCGAGCUGGCCAACACGCAGCUCCAGGGCGCGCAGAGCUACAGUGCGGCCCACAUGCUCAAGAACUAUCUCUUCAGGCCGCCGCCCCCCUACCCGCGGCCGCGCCCUGCCACCAGCACCCCGGACCUCGCCAGCCACCGCCACAAGUAUGUCAGCGGCAGCAGCCCUGACCUGGUGACCCGCAAAGUGCAGCUCUCGGUGAAGACCUUCCAAGAGGACAGCUCCCCGGUGGUGCACCAGUCUCUGCAGGAGGUGAGCGAGCCCCUCACGGCCACCAAGCACCACGGCCCCGUGAAUAAGCGCCACAGCCUGGAGGUGAUGAGCAGCAUGGUGCGGGGCAUGGAAGCCAUGACCUUGAAGUCCCUCAACAUCCCCAUGGCUCGCCGGAACACCCUCCGGGAGCAGGGGCCCCCCGAGGAGGUGCCCGGGAGCCACGAGGCUCACCAGCUUCCCCAUUACCACCAUAAGAAGACUCUCUCCGACGCCACCAUGCUGAUCCACAGCAGUGAGAGCGAGGACGAGGAGGACGAGGAGGUCCCGGGCUCGGUGCCACAGAUCCCCGUGCUCCGGGAAAAGAUGGGGUACAGUGCCCAGCUACAGGCAGCCUUGGCCCGGAUCCCAAACAAACCCCCACCUGAGUACCCCGGCCCAAGGAAGAGCGUCAGCAAUGGGGCACUGAGGCAAGACCAGGUUGGCCUGCCUCCUGCCGUGGCCAGGGCCAGGGUCCUGAGACACGGGCCGGCCAAGGCCAUCAGCGUCUCCCGAGCCGACCAGCUGGCCGUGGCCGGGCCUUCCCUCGGUCCGUCCAUCUCUGAACCCGACCUGACGAGCGUAAAGGAGCGGGUCAAAAAAGAGCCUGUGAAGGAGAGACCCGUGUCCGAGAUGUUCUCGCUGGAAGACAGCAUUAUAGAGAGAGAGAUGGCGCUCAGGAAUCUAGAGAAGCAGAAGAUGGCCACUCUGGAGGCACAGAAGCGGCCGCUCAUGUUGGCAGCAUUGAAUGGACUCUCCGUUGCCCGCGUCUCGGGGCGGGAAGACAGUCGAGCCGAUGCCACCCGAGUUCCCAUGGAUGAGAGGUUCAGAACCCUGAAGAAAAAGCUAGAGGAGGGAAUGGUGUUCACGGAAUACGAGCAGAUUCCGAAGAAGAAGGCGAACGGCAUCUUCAGCACGGCCGCGCUGCCGGAGAACGCCGAGCGAAGCCGCAUCCGCGAAGUGGUCCCCUAUGAGGAGAACAGAGUGGAGCUGGUCCCGACCAAAGAGAAUAACACGGGUUACAUCAACGCCUCCCACAUCAAGGUGGUGGUUGGUGGGGCAGAAUGGCACUACAUAGCCACUCAGGGGCCCCUGCCACACACUUGUCAUGACUUCUGGCAGAUGGUGUGGGAGCAGGGAGCGAACGUGAUUGCCAUGGUCACUGCGGAAGAGGAAGGUGGACGAACCAAGAGCCACCGAUACUGGCCCAAACUGGGUUCCAAGCACAGCUCGGCCACCUAUGGCAAGUUCAAGGUCACCACAAAGUUCCGAACAGAUUCCGGUUGCUAUGCAACCACAGGGUUGAAGGUCAAGCACCUUUUGUCUGGGCAGGAAAGGACGGUGUGGCAUUUGCAGUAUACGGACUGGCCAGAUCACGGCUGCCCAGAGGACGUCCAAGGAUUUUUAUCCUACCUGGAGGAGAUCCAGUCGGUCCGUCGCCACACCAACAGCAUGCUGGAAGGCCCCAGGAGCCUGCAUCCCCCCAUCGUGGUCCACUGCAGCGCUGGGGUGGGGCGGACCGGCGUGGUCAUUCUUUCUGAGCUGAUGAUCUACUGCCUGGAGCAUAACGAAAAGGUGGACGUGCCUGUGAUGCUGCGGCUGCUCAGGGAGCAGAGGAUGUUCAUGAUCCAGACCAUCGCCCAGUACAAGUUUGUCUACCAAGUGCUCGUCCAGUUCCUCCAAAACUCCAGACUCAUUUAACCCCCCCGACCCA
Molecule: messenger RNA, 4072 nt
Organism: Enhydra lutris kenyoni (northern sea otter)
Lineage: Eukaryota; Metazoa; Chordata; Mammalia; Carnivora; Mustelidae
Gene: PTPN14
Product: protein tyrosine phosphatase, non-receptor type 14
Exons: 19
Coding region: 493-4059 (1188 amino acids)
Biological process (GO): lymphangiogenesis; protein dephosphorylation
Cellular component (GO): cytoskeleton
Molecular function (GO): protein tyrosine phosphatase activity
Source: RefSeq, a predicted model, not a curated record